This is a messenger RNA of Melitaea cinxia (Glanville fritillary), 1397 nucleotides long. RefSeq names its product general transcription factor IIH subunit 3 (gene Tfb4). Gene Ontology annotation, cellular component: transcription factor TFIIH holo complex; transcription factor TFIIH core complex. NCBI's taxonomy places the organism in Eukaryota, Metazoa, Arthropoda, Insecta, Lepidoptera, Nymphalidae. The transcript is spliced from 10 exons. The record is from RefSeq and is a predicted model, not a curated record. Bases 1 to 1332 code for a protein of 443 amino acids. Gene Ontology annotation, biological process: regulation of DNA-templated transcription; nucleotide-excision repair.
AUGGCACAUAAGAAUAAGUUUGCAGAGUCAACUAAUGGGUUUAAUUCAACCUAUUGUAAGGGAUUAGAAAGUGAAGAAAAAGAGUGUAAAAUGUAUAACGUAACUCUUACAAUCGAAAAUGAUAUCUGUGAAGACAAUUAUUUAAAUUUGAAUGCAUGUGCAGUAGCUGGUACCAUCGCAAUAGGAUGUGGCCGGUCACAACUUGAAGAAGUGUUGUCAGCUAUAAAUUUGCCUAGUUUCACUGAAAAUACAUACGACCACAAUCACAAGGUUAUUGGCAAACAUCGUCAUCUCAUUGAGGUGAAAUGUCCCAUUACAGCGCAUAGAAUCGGCAUAGACGAAGCUAUUAGGAAGAAAAAAAUAACCGUCUGGAAAAUAAAUAAGAAUGGUCAAUACCACAUUAACAAAAAUUGCUUCAUCCUUAAUGUUUUACUGUUAACGGUUAUAUUUUUUAAUAUUUUCUUAUGUUUAGCGCCGUCUGAUAGCAGUCUCCUCGUAGUAAUAGUAGAUACGAACCCAAACCAGCGAUAUAUAACAGAAGAUCCGAAAGUACUCACAAAUUGCCUCGAUGCUGUGAUAGCCUUUGCCAACUCGCAUUUGAUGCAGAAAACCAGGAAUCAAUUAGCUGUGAUCGGUUGUCAUUUUCAUAAAAGUGAAUACUUAUACCCAUCGCCUGGAAAGCCAUUGGAUGUGAGACAAAUCGAUGGACAAUAUGAGCUGUUCACUUUGGUUGAGAAAACUAUUAAAAUGAGGCUUGUGAAUCUAAUUAAGAGUCAGCCCCAAGAAGAGAGACCAGGAGAAUCUCUACUUGCUGGUGCUAUGGCAAUGGCUCUCUGUUGCAUCUCAAGGAUGCGACGGGAAGCACCACCAAGUUUACGACUUAGUAGUCGUAUUCUCGUUGUGACUGGUAGUUCAGACACAGCUGCACAGUAUAUUAAUUAUAUGAAUGUAUUUUUUACUGCACAGAAACAACAAGUGUUAAUUGAUGUCUGUUCUCUGGACAAACACUUGAGCUUACUCCAGCAAGGCUGUGACAUCACCGGUGGGCUUUAUUUGAAAGUGCCGUCUUUAGAAGGAUUACUGCAGUACUUGUUGUGGGUAUUCCUACCGGAAGCGUGGGAACGCAAGAUGCUGGUGCUACCGGGGCGAGGCCGGGUGGACUACCGCGCCGCCUGCUUCUGUCACAGAGAACUGCUCACUAUCGGAUAUGUGUGCUCCGUUUGUCUUAGCGUAUUUUGUAAAUUCAGUCCGAUUUGCACAACUUGUCAUACUGUUUUUAAAAUUGCCGGCCCCCUGCCCAUCAAACCCAAGAAGAAGAAAAUGAAAAUUUAGCUGUAAGAUUACAUAACGUUGUAUAUAUUUAAUUAGUUUUAUUGAAAUAAACUUCUUAAAAAAUA